Messenger RNA from Lynx canadensis (Canada lynx), 3273 nucleotides. Its product is annotated as DNA replication licensing factor MCM4. Gene Ontology annotation, cellular component: nucleus; MCM complex. The record is from RefSeq and is a predicted model, not a curated record. Gene Ontology annotation, biological process: mitotic DNA replication initiation; DNA strand elongation involved in DNA replication; double-strand break repair via break-induced replication. Lineage: Eukaryota; Metazoa; Chordata; Mammalia; Carnivora; Felidae. Gene Ontology annotation, molecular function: single-stranded DNA helicase activity; single-stranded DNA binding; ATP binding.
AUGAAUCAAGGCAUCUUGGCCCUGGUCAGCUCCAUUGGCUGCACAUCGGCAGGUUCCCUCCAGUCUCUGGCAGAUGCCAUGCAUAUCCCCCACCUCUUCAUACAGCGCUCAACAGCUGGGACCCCGAGGAGUGGCUGUGGACUCACCCGGAGCAACAGGAAUGAUGACUACACUCUCUCUGUUCGCCCACCUGUCUACUUAAAUGACGUUAUCCUGAGAGUGGUCACAGAAUAUGCCUGGCAGAAAUUCAUCAUAUUCUAUGAUAGUGAAUACGAUAUCCGUGGAAUACAGGAGUUUUUGGACAAAGUAUCUCAGCAGGGAAUGGAUGUUGCACUGCAGAAGGUAGAAAACAACAUCAAUAAAAUGAUCACCACUCUCUUUGACACCUUGAGAAUAGAAGAAUUGAAUCGCUAUCGAGACACUCUUAGGCGAGCCAUCCUUGUUAUGAAUCCUGCUACUGCCAAAUCCUUCAUUACUGAGGCACUAGCAUUAACUCUAGUAACAAAUGAGGAAACUGAGGCUUAUGGGGUUGGUAAGUUGCUCAAAGUCACAUUGGAAGCAAAUGGAGGCAUUGACUCUUUUACUUUAGAGCUCAUGCUCGAAAUAAAUGAUGUGGAUGUUCAGGAACUUGUAAGAAGGUCAAUUGGAAGGUUAACAAUCAUUCGGCAGACAUUUCCAGUCCCCCAGAAUAUAAGUCAGCGAUGUUUCCGUGGCAACCAUCGGAUAUCUUCAACAUUGUGUGAUCCAAAGGAUCCAUUUGCUCAGAAUAUGGAGGAACAUAAAAAAAAAGAAAGAGAAGGAAAGAAGAAAAAUGCUGAGAUGAUGAACAGCCUAGAAAUUAUACAAGAUAAUGAACAAUUGAAGGAAAGAGAAUGUUUCAGGGCAAGUGAUGGAUGUUAUCAAAUAUCAGAAGGUUGUCAGAUAGAGAAGAUUUCAAACCUUUACAUAUAUGACACGGUGCUUCUGCUUGCUAAUGCUUUUCAUAAGAAACUGGAGGACCGAAAAUGGCACAGCAUGGCAAGUGACGAUAUCAGGUCAUAUCUUUCUCUGAGACGUAGAGGUGAGGAUUCAACCUCUACAGAAGAGAUGCAACUGACACCAACCUGGCCUAGAGCUGACCUGCAGAACCCUGACAUGCAGGACACAGUAUUUUCCAGCUCUCAUCUGAUGCAUUCUUCAAUUCUUCAUCUUAGUUUUAAUGCUAAUUCACCACUCACAUGUGGCACUUCCAGCUCUUGGGAAGAGGGAACCUUAAGCUGUGAUGUUAGUGGCACAUCGAGGCAGAGACCUGAUGUGGGGAUCUACAUGAAAAUGUUUGUAGGUGAAUUUGCAGGAUGAGCCAGCAACAGAGAUACAGUGGCUGGUGAGCAGUCUCUAGCAAAACUUGUGAUUUGAGCAACAUACAUAAAUAUGGCAAUGUGCAAAGAAAAUUUAAGGGGAUUUCUUCAACAUUUUAUUGACUGUCUGGAUAAAGAAGAAAAUGUUGCCAUAGACAUUGCUGGGCCUUUGUGCAUGCAUUUAAACUGUGAACAAAUGAAAUCAUGCAAAAAUCUAUACAGACAGCCCAUCUGCCUCAACUUUAGCAUGGCUAUCAAUGAGAUCUUCUUUGACAGUUACCUGACUCAAUCUUAGAACAUCAGAUUUAAUGUGUGGAAGACUAAUUACAUGAGAAACCUGAACUUGAAGAUUAACCAGUCUAUCACCAUGAGUGGCAUGUUGAUUAGGAUGUCCCAGCUGCUUCCGAUGCAGAAGUCCUUCUUGCAAUGCCAGGUGUGCACCCCCCCCUCCACUGCCUUGGUGGAGAUGGACCAUGGCUUAAUCACUGAGCCCCAUGUGGGUGAGUGCUCACCCAUAACCACACUCUCCUGAGUGUUCUCAGGAAAGCAGAUGAUCAAACUUCAAGAGUCUCCUGAAAAUAUGCCUGCAAGGCAAAUGCCUCACACUGCCAUCCUUUUUGCUCACAAUGAACUUGUUGGCAAGGUUCAACCUGGGGACAAAGUAAACAUUACAGACAUCUAUCUGUAAUGUUACUUACUGAGUCAAUUAAGAGUGAGUAAUGUGAAGUCUGUCUACAAAAUCCACAUUGAUGACAUUUAUUAUCAGAAAAUUGAUGCAGAGCAUUUGCAUAAAGAAGUAGAUGAAGAUAUAGAACAGAAACUUUUUCAGAGAAGCAUGUGGAAUUGCACAAAGAACUUUACAAAAAAAGAAGGCAUUCAUGAGAUCCUUGAUUCAGCCUCAGCUCCAAGCUUGUAAGAACAUGAGGAUUUAAAAAGGGGAAUCUUGCUUCAGCUUUUCCUUGGAAAAAGGAAAGAUUUUAGUCACAUGGGAAGGGUCAGACUUUGUGCUGAGAACAACAUCCUGAUGUGUGGUGACCCAAAGACUAGUAAGUUCCAGCUUCUGCAUGUGUACAACCCCGUCUCCUAGGACCAACUAACAGUAUAUAAGGCAAGUGGGCCUGAAACUGGUACCUUUGUCCUGAGUGACAGUAGCAUCUGCUGUAUUGAUAAGUUUGUGAAGAUAAAUGAAAAUACAAGAUCAGCAUUGCACAAAGUCAGGAUGACUGACUGUAUUGCAAAAGCUGGGAUUAUUGGUCAGCUCAAUGUAUGCACCCUUAUCCUGGCAGCAGCAAAUUCUAUGGAGUCUCAGUGGAAUUCUAAAAAAACAACCAUUGGUGAUAUACAGCUACCUCACGUAUUUUUAUCAAGGUUUGAUUCGAUAUUCCUCAUCCUGGACCCGCAGGAUGAAGCCUAUGACAAGGAUCUGAUUCACCACCGUGUGGCUCUGUACUACCAGAGCAAGGAGCAAGUGGAGAAGAGGUUCACAAACAUGGCGGCACUGAAGAAUUACAUUGCUUAUGCUCACAGAACCGUCGUGUCUUGGCUGAGCCAGGAAGCCAGUCAGGCUCUCAUCCAGGCUUAUGUAGACUUGAGGAGGAUGCAGAAGAUUGGUAGUAGCUGAGGAAUGGUUUCUGUAUACUUUUGAUAGCUGGACUCAUGAGUUCACUUAGCAGAACCCUGGACUGGCACUGUGGACAUAUCUCUUCUUACUACAGAAAUGAGUGCCAUCUCUCCGAAAUGGAAAGAAGAGUUAGCUGAAGCACUGAAAAAACUUAUUUUAUGUAAAACAUCAGCUCUAAAAUACUCACAACUUUUUGAAGAUAUUCAAGGACACUCUGACAUAGCAAUUACCAAAGAUAUGUUUGACAAAGCACUUCGUGCUUUGUCUGAUGAUGACGUCUUGACAGUGACUAGAAAAGCUGUUUGCUUGCUCUGA